This is a messenger RNA of Gossypium raimondii (Peruvian cotton), 2378 nucleotides long. Its product is annotated as actin-related protein 5. Gene Ontology annotation, cellular component: cytoplasm; Ino80 complex. Lineage: Eukaryota; Viridiplantae; Streptophyta; Magnoliopsida; Malvales; Malvaceae. The transcript is spliced from 12 exons. Gene Ontology annotation, biological process: regulation of DNA-templated transcription. Bases 82 to 2256 code for a protein of 724 amino acids. The record is from RefSeq and is a predicted model, not a curated record.
UCCCUUUCCUCCCAGAAAAACCCUUUUCCCUCGACUCUGACAUAAUUAAAAACAAAAACCAAAGAAAAACCCUUAAGAAAAAUGCCAUUCAUAUCGAAAAUCCAAAGGCAAACGGAUUACAAUCGAUUUCCUUCAUCAACUCCCAUUGUCAUCGAUAAUGGCGCUUCCUAUUUUCGUAUUGGUUGGGCAGGAGAGACUGAGCCACGGGUUAUUUUCCGUAACAUUGUUCAAAGACCACGCCACAAAUCCACCGGGGAAACUGUGACAGUUGUUGGUGACCAUGAUACUGCUUUACUGAAACACUUUGAUUGCACCCGUUCAGGCCCUCGCUCCGCUUUCGAUAGCAAUGUUGUUUUUCAGUUUGAAAUCAUGGAAUAUAUUCUUGACUUUGCUUUUGAUCGGUUGGGCGCAAAUGGAUCUCGGAUCGAUCAUCCUAUCCUGAUCACGGAAUGUGUGUGCAACCCAGUUCAGUCUCGCAGUAAAAUGGCAGAACUUCUUUUCGAGACUUAUGGUGUUCCAUCUGUAGCAUUUGGUGUUGAUGCUGCAUUCAGCUAUAAGUAUAAUCAGCAGCGUGGCAUUUGUCAGAAAGACGGUCUAGCUAUCUGCCCAGGAUUUACCACAACUCAUGUCAUUCCGUUUGUUGAUGGGGAGCCUGUAAACAGAGGAUGCUGCCGAACUAACAUUGGUGGAUAUCAUGUCACGGACAAUUUGAAGCAACUUCUUUCACUUAAGUAUCCUCAUCAUAUGGCUAGAUUCACAUGGGAAAAGAUUGAAGACUUGAAGAUGGAACACUGCUAUAUUGCACCUGAUUAUGCUUUAGAAGCUCGAUUAUUUCAGAAAGGGAGCAAGGAAGCUGAAGAUAAAACCAGCUGUUGGCAGCUGCCAUGGGUUCCGCCACCAAUUGAAGAACCUCCUUCGGAAGAAGAGAUUGCAAGAAAGGCUGCUAUAAAGGAAAGACAAGGACAAAGAUUGAGAGAAAUGGCUGAAGCGAAGAGGUCUUCGAGAAUAAAUGAACUCGAAAAUCAAUUGCAUGGAUUGGAAUUUCUUUUGCAACAACUUGCACAAGUUGAAGAGGAAGAAAUCUCGUCUUUCCUUUCAAAAACCGGUUAUGUUUCUAAACAGGAAAUAGAAUCAACUCUUACGAAAGUGUCACAGUCAUUAAGAAAAGCAAAAGGUGAAUCAAAGGUUGAACAAGCUGAAAAUGAGGAGAAGGCAGAUACUUCUACAAGUGAUAAGUAUCCUCUUAUCAACGUUCCUGAUAACAUGCUUACGCCCGAGCAGCUGAAGGAAAAGAAGAGGCAGAUUUUUCUUAAAACAACGACCGAGGGACGGCAGCGUGCUAAACAGAAACGCUUUGAAGAAGAAUUAGAACGUGAAAAGAAAACCCGGGAAGAUGAAGAAAGACGCUUGGAGAAUCCAGAGCUUUAUCUAGAACAGAUGCGUACUAAAUACAAAGAGUUGUACGAGAAGGUUGAGCAGCGCAAAAGACUCAAGAUAAAUGGAGGCCAUGCAAAUGGGAAUAGUUCGGGGGGCGUUGGUCGUGGGGAAAGAUUGAAUGCUGCUCAAAGGGAAAGAAUGCGCCUUCUGACAACAGCAGCCUUUGAUCGUGGGAAGGGUGAGGAUAACUUUGGUGCCAAAGAUGAAGAUUGGCAGCUUUACAAACUAAUGAGCAAAGAUAAUGAUGAUGACGAUGAUGGAGCCGAUGAAGAUGAAGCAGAGCUGGCUCGGGUUUGUUCUAGGCUCCAGGCAAUUGACCCAACAUUUGUCCCUAAACCGGAACCAACACCUUCACAGGCAGCUACCACAGAGGUACCACGUGUUCGCCCGCUCACUAAGGAAGAUUUCCAAGUUGUACUUGGGGUUGAAAGGUUUCGAUGUCCGGAAAUAUUAUUCCACCCCAACUUGGUCGGAAUUGAUCAAGCAGGUUUAGAUGAGAUGACAGGGGCCUCAAUAAGGAGGUUGGCGAGUAAGAAUGAGGCAUUGGAGGAUAGGUUAACCAGUUCUAUCUUUAUGACAGGUGGGUGCAGUCUCUUCCCUGGUAUAAAUGAACGUUUGGAAGCUGGAAUCCGGAUGCUUCGCCCAUGUGGGUCACCGAUUAAGGUGGCAAGAGCAUUGGAUCCAGUUCUUGAUGCAUGGCGCGGCGCUUCUGCAUAUGCUGCAAACUUGCAGUUCCAACAGCAAACAUUCAGUAGGGUGGAUUAUUAUGAGAAGGGAGAGGACUGGCUUCGUCGAUAUCAACUGCGUUACACACUGUAAAUUUAUUUGUGGAUGAAAUUGUAAUGCAUAUAACUCCAACAGCUUAUUCUUAAUAUGUUAUGUGCUUAAACUUUCAACUCCUGGCAUUGGAUGCUAUGCAAUUUAAGAUUUUUGCUUCUCUA